This is a messenger RNA of Vespa crabro (European hornet), 8538 nucleotides long. It is a transcript of the gene Fs(2)Ket, whose product is annotated as importin subunit beta-1. The transcript is spliced from 7 exons. Gene Ontology annotation, cellular component: cytoplasm; nucleus. Gene Ontology annotation, biological process: protein import into nucleus. The coding region runs from base 574 to 3243 and encodes 889 amino acids. The record is from RefSeq and is a predicted model, not a curated record. NCBI's taxonomy places the organism in Eukaryota, Metazoa, Arthropoda, Insecta, Hymenoptera, Vespidae. Gene Ontology annotation, molecular function: small GTPase binding; nuclear import signal receptor activity.
CUUCGGGCGGGACGGGUCGAGACGCGCAGAAAAUAGUCCUCACUCGGUCGACCAGUGGAAGCCGACGAUCGCGCGAGCAAGAAAGAAGGGCGAGAGGGAAAGGAUAGCUUCGUCACGUUUUUUUUUACGUCCUUCGUGCCAAAGAAAUUGACGGUCUUUGCGUUAAUCGAACUCGUCGAAGAUUAAAAAGUAGCCAAGUGCUUAUCGUCGUUAGCUGCGAGCUCGUAAAAUUACGACGAUAGGAAGCGCAAGAGCGAUAAUCGAGAAGGCUCGUGGGAUAUCACUACGCCGCACGUUGAGGGGAGAAACGAUAGAGUGAGAGAGAGAGAGAAGGCAAAAGACAAGGAGCAGAAGAGGAGGGGGGACGUCGUCGGGGCAGUUGAUUCGGUAGUGACUACAUGUGGGUAUCCGCCGGUUGCGAUCAGAAAACGUCUCGCGUUAGGACGAUAUCGUAAAGAGUCUCGUGUCGCUAUUGUAAUAUAUAUAUAUAUAUAUAUAUAUAUAUAUACAUAUAUACAUAUAUACAUAUAUAUAUAUCCUGACGAGAGGGUCGAGCGGAAGUUACUAGAAGCCAUGCAGAUGGAUCCAACGACGGUACAAUUGAUCCAGGUCCUCGAGAGGACGGUCUCCUCAGACAAAAAUGAACUGGAAGCGGCGGAAAAUUUUUUGGAACAGGCAGCACAAUCCAAUUUUCAUGAGUUUGUUCAACGGCUCAGCGGAGUACUGGUUACUGCAACAGCCAGUCCAGUGGCUCGUAUGGCAGCUGGGCUACAAUUGAAAAAUCAACUUACCUCGAAGGAUCAGGCGCUAAAGUAUCAGUACCAGCAACGUUGGUUGGCUAUCCCUGCCGAAACAAGGGAAUAUAUCAAGAAAAAUAUUUUGGGAGCAUUAGGAACUGAAAAUAAUAGACCGAGCUCUGCAGCACAAUGCGUAGCUUAUGUCGCCGUUGCCGAAUUGCCAGUUGGUCAAUGGAGCAAUUUAAUUCCUCUAUUAGUAAACAAUGUGGUUAAUCCUAAUAGUACGGAAAUGAUGAAAGAAGCUACUUUAGAGACUAUCGGUUAUAUUUGUCAAGAAAUAGAAAGCGAAGUCUUGGUAUCGCAGUCUAACCAAAUUCUCACAGCGAUUAUUCAUGGCAUGAAAGGUUCCAGUACGUCCAAUCAUGUACGACUUGCAGCUACGAGCGCGCUCUAUAAUUCCUUAGAAUUUACUAAAGGAAAUUUUGAAAUCGAGUCCGAGAGGAACUUCAUUAUGGAAGUAGUGUGCGAAGCGACACAAUCGACAAACACGCAAGUUAAAGUAGCGGCUUUACAAUGCCUCGUCAAAAUUAUGUCUUUGUAUUAUCAGUAUAUGGAACUUUACAUGGCACCAGCAUUGUUUCCUAUUACUCUGGAGGCUAUGAAGUCGGAUAUCGACGAGGUUGCACUGCAGGGAAUUGAAUUUUGGUCCAAUGUGUCGGACGAAGAAGUUGAUUUAGCCUUGGAAGAAGGAGAUGCUUCUGAAGUUGGUCGACCACCAUUAAAAGUUUCAAGGCACUACGCGAAAGGUGCUUUACAAUUUUUAGUACCGGUACUCAUGAAAAAAUUAACGAAACAAGAAGAAUUCGAUGACGAGGACGAUUGGAAUCCUUCGAAAGCCGCCGGUGUAUGCUUGAUGCUGCUCUCAACUUGUUGCGAAGAAGCUAUAGUUCCGUUCGUAUUACCAUUCGUCAAGGAUAAUAUCAAGAGUCUCGAUUGGAGAUAUCGAGACGCAGCCGUAAUGGCAUUCGGUUCCAUCCUCGGUGGCGUAGAGCCUACCACAUUGAAACCAUUGGUAGAGCAGGCAAUGCAAACGCUCAUCGAGUUGAUGUACGACAGUAGCGUUGUCGUAAGGGACACCGCGGCAUGGACAUUCGGACGUAUUUGCGAGAUCAUUCCAGAAGCUGCCAUUAACGAGACGUAUUUGAAACCUUUAUUGGAAUCUUUGGUAAACGGACUGAAGGCAGAACCUCGCGUCGCUGCGAACGUAUGCUGGGCGUUUACGGGUCUUGCCCAAGCGAGUUAUGACUCGGCCUGCGAGGACGAGCAACAGCCAGAAACUUAUUGUAUGUCGCAAUACUUUGAUUUCAUAAUUCAGAGACUAUUGGAGACUACCGACAGACCAGACGGGGCCCAAGCAAAUUUAAGAUCCGCGGCGUACGAAGCACUGAUGGAGAUGGUGAAAAAUUCCCCACGGGAUUGUUACGUUACCGUGCAAAAAACGACUAUGGUCAUUUUGGAAAGAUUGCAACAAGUAUUGCAAAUGGAAACGCACAUACAAAGUCAUUCGGAUCGAGCCCAAUACAACGAUCUUCAAUCAUUGCUAUGCGCCACCUUACAGUCCGUAUUACGUAAGGUAACACCGGAAGACGCACCGCAGAUAUCGGACGUUAUAAUGACCGCCCUAUUGUCGAUGUUCAAUUCGAACUCUUGCAAAUCCGGUGGCGUCCAGGAGGACGCUCUUAUGGCCGUCUCGACUUUGGUCGAAGUUUUGGGAGAGCGCUUUUUGAAAUACAUGAACGUAUUUAAGCCUUACCUCUGUCUCGGCCUGAAAAAUCAUGCCGAGUAUCAAGUAUGUUGCGUCGCCGUAGGCCUUACCGGUGAUAUAUGUCGUGCUCUUAAGAGCAAGAUCAUUCCAUAUUGCGACGAGAUAAUGACCCUUCUUUUGGAGAAUUUAGGAAACAACACGGUACAUCGUUCUGUAAAGCCUCAAAUAUUUUCGGUCUUUGGCGACAUUGCCCUGAGUAUCGGUAUAGAAUUCAAAAAGUAUUUAGACGUUGUCUUGCAAACGUUGGUACAGGCCUCGCAGGCGAACGUCGAUAGAUCCGAUUACGACAUGGUCGAUUAUCUUAACGAAUUACGCGAGGGCGUAUUGGAGGCUUAUACAGGGAUAGUGCAGGGUUUCCGUGGUGAAUCUACAAAUAAUACAUGCCCGGAGGAGAUCGCUUUGGUCGAACCGCAUGUGCCGUACAUCAUUCAAUUUAUUACUUUGAUUGCCCAAGAUCGGGAGCAUUCCGAUGGUAACAUAUCGGCUGCGCUUGGCCUUAUCGGCGAUCUCGUCAGCGUUUUUGGAGCGAAAUUAUUGCCGAUGGUCGACACCGAGCCGCUUAACGAGUUAUUAGUGAAGGGCAAGAAAUCGCGUAACAGCAAAACGAAGACGUUGGCCACUUGGGCCCUUAAGGAGAUACGAAAGGCUAAGAUUACUGCUAACAACACUACGUCCAGUUGAUCAGCCCACGGUUGUACUGUCGUGCAAUUUGAUUUGACUAGAACGCUAUCAAACAAUACAAAGACAACAAGAUUGGAUGUUGCGGAUGCGAGUUGAUGGAUGUGCGUGAGUUCCGAAGCGAUGAGGAUGGGGUGAUGAGUCUGCACGUGUCCCUGUCUGGCAACGGUAUGCGAGGGUACCGGCGAGGGUAUACAGGGUCGAACACAGCCCAUAUGCUCGACAGAGACAAAUACCUGUCUGCCGGAUACCGACAAUAGAUGAUUAAAAAAUACGAGUGCAAGUGGAUGAUGCCAAAAUGAGUGAGCCAGGGCCGAGGCCUGCUGAGAUGUUCCCGUGAUGCAAGUAUGCCUGAAAAUCGAGUAUGCGGCUUCUAUCCGCGUGAUUGAGACCUCCGUGUGAAGUUGAAUCUGAGAGAGCGAGCGAACGAGAGAGAGAGCGAGAGAGAGAGAGAGAGAGAGAGAGCGUACGAGAGAGCGAGAGAGAGAGAGAGAGAGAGAGAGAGAGAGAGGGCGACUUCGAUGGACGCUGUUACUGGGCGGUGAAAGAGAGUGUGAGAUGUUGUAAGUGAUGAAACACGAGCGAACUGAGAGCGUGCGCGCGAGCGAGCGAGCUAGCGAGAGAGAGAAAGAGAGAAAAUACGUGAAAUGGAAUAUGUGAAGUAUGAGUGUGUGUGAGAGAGAGAGAGAGUAUGAGAGCGACAGUGCGAGAGGCUGUGAGAAUUUUAGUCGAAUUAUGUGUAUCCUUGUUUACGCACGUCGCACGACGUUAUACUAUACCCCUUACUCCUGUGGAUUCUUGAUUAAACUCCCACAGUAAGAAUCGUAUCGCGACUCACGCGAGUAAGAGUAAUGCUCAGGAUGCGAGGCGUGUACUUGUUAUUUUAGUAUGUCUGAAAACUUUGCUGUGAGAUCAUGUGAUACAAGGAGUGAAUUAAUCAGCAAGUCUGAACGAGAGCGAGUGUGACGAAGAGAGAACGAGAGACUGAGUUAAACAAAGAAACAAAUAUACAAGAAGAUUCGACAAGCUGGUAACCCCUGAUCCGAUCGUUUUGCGCGUGAAUCCAAUGAUCCGUUGUACGACGAUGUGUAUGUUCAUUUCCCACCCUGAACCCCCCAACCCCACCCCCACCCCCCACCCCCGUAUGCGAAUGUCUGUUGCUAUUGAUUCAUUAAAAAUUAAUAUUUUGCUGGCAACAAGUGAUUUAGUUGUAUUGUCUAGCCUAAACCGGGAGAAAAAGACGACCGCACUCCAUCUCCGCUUCUGACAUACGUAGUAAAUUAGAGAGACAAAUAGAACAAGUUUUUAUGCGAUCAUAGUACAAUCAUUCACCGUUCGAUUUUUACUUGUCAAAUAUGUAAAACGAUUAAAAAGAGAAGGGGGUACAUUUUCCACUGCCAUCGAAUCUAUUCUUCUCUUACUACUUACUACCGUUUAUUUCUAAACGAGAUUUUUCGACCUUUUCUUUUUUUCUUUUCCUUUCAAAUGCGAGACAUAUCUUUGCAAUGUUUUUCUUUAUCGUUUAUGUAAUUCGCGAACAAUAACUACCACUACCACAACAAUAAAUAUCGUCUUCCUGGAUUCGUGGCUCCUAACGAAAGUGGAGAGUACUCGUUCGAUGUGUGGUAUUAUGAUCGCAUAAAUGUGCGUAGAGGGUAAUUGACAUAGCCCAGUGUCCUUACCUCAAGAAUGUGUAAUCCUUUAGACGAAAUAAAAUCGAGUCUACGUUGAAAAUGGCGAUUCGAUUAAGCAUCGAAAUAUCUCGAUCGAUUCUUUCAACGAAAUUGGAAUCUUGAUUCUAGAUGGUGCCUUUAUCCAACUGGGAUAUUUCAAAUACCGAACGAGUUUCGCGAGUCAGAUCGGAACUCUAACGUCGUGUAUCAUCCUCUUUUCCCUCGUUAGAAGUUAUUUCUUCCUUGGAAAACUCGUCGAAUCUUUCCCUUCCCCCUCCCUUUUUUUCUCUUCGGCAAAUGUAUUUUCGCGCGAUUAGAGAAGAUUCGAGCGCAGGGUAGGUCGCUCAAAAAAUACAAAAAAUAAAAAGAAAAAAAAGAAAAAAAGAGAAAGAAAAGAAAACAAAUUAAAUGCCAAAAGAGAAAAGAAAAAGGGCCAAAUUAACGCGCGAUUAAAUCAACGUUUGAUACGCGACUGUGGUUGUGCCAUGCAUUCCAAAUACUAUUGCCGGUGGAAAACCUUUCCUCUUUUUUUUCUUAUAUUCUACUUGUUUCGCUCUUGUGAUUUUUUUAAAGUCUGCUUCGUACGCUGCGUAGUAGUAUACGUUAGACAUAUCACGCUUUAAUUUUUUCAAGAAAAGCAAGAGAUAAUCUAAAAAAAAGAAAAUAAAAGAAAAAAUAUUCUUAGAUUCUUCGGUGACGAUCAGAAUCGUAAAACGAACGAAAGAGAAAAUUUGUUCGUAUUUGAAUUUUCCAAAAAUUGCGUUAAUAUAAUACGUCUGAUCACGAACCUUUGAAUCGAAUCGAUUGGAAUAUCGAAAUCGAUCGACGCCGAAGCGCAAGUAUUGUUUUUUCUUGAACAUUCCACGUAUCAGUGAGGUAGAGUGAGAAUGAGAGAGAGAGAGAGAGAGAGAGAGACAGAGAGAAAAUGUGUUUAGGGAAUACGAGAGAAAACGUGACGACGUGAGAGAAUUGAAUGGAAGAGAGACUCUUGGAAAGGAAAGUAAGUGAGAAAGUGAGUAAGAAGUGAAGUGUAUGAAAAAUAGAGAGAGAGAGAGAGAGAGAGAGAGAGAGAGAGAGAGAGAGAGAGGAAGGUACGAUGGUGAGGGCAGAUAGACGUCGUGGGUCUUUUCGCGUUUUUAGCAGAAAACUCGAUCGCUUGCACAUUCUUCCGAUUCGUUAUCAAAAGUCGUGCUUUCAUGUCCAGACGAUAUAUCAAAGAAAAAGAAAAGAAGAAAAAAAAAAAGAAAAAAAAGAAAAAAAAGAAAAAAAGUAGAAAAAAAGUAAAAAAAACAAAAAAAAAAGAAGAAAAAGCAAAGAAUCGUCACGGGCCUAGAAUCGAAACGCGGGUUGUUGUUCCGUACCGUGCCGUUAUCGAACGUAAACCACAAAGUGAGAGACGCAUAUGCGCGUAUACAUAUACACAGAGAGAGAGAGAGGGAGAGAGAGAGAGAAACGGCCAAGUGCACGCGUAGCGGUCCCUUUUCGACAUUUACCGCCGAUUAUCGUGUUCUCGUUAUCGACUCGCCGGUGGACGCGCUCUUUCUUCACAUGCACGCGUCAAAAAUAGUUCUGCUCAGACCCGAAAGAAGAAAAUUCAUAUACACUAUAUUUUUUAUAUAUCUAAAGUCAAAUAUUUUUUUCAUAUAUCAUAGGAGAUAUAUAAUAAUAUACAUAUAUUUUUUAUAAUUAACAUCCGUAAUAAUGCGCGUACCUUUCGAUUUGUUGCAAUCGCAAAGAGUCAAAUUUGAAACGUUACAUGCCCGUAUAUUUCCAUUGUUUGAAGGACUAAAGCGAAACGUUAAAAAAGAAAGAAGAGAAAUAUAUAGAAAAUGAUGUUAUCGCGUUUGCGAACCGAAAGACGCGCGUCCACCAGAGUUCGAAGCUGUUUCCAUGUCCUCGAGGCGAUCUACCUUUUCCGUGUUGCGUCGAAACGCGAGAGAUAGAGGGAGAAAGAGAGGGAGGGAGAGAGAGAGAGAGAGAGAGAGAGAGGAUGAAAAUGUAAAAUGUAAAAAAAAAGAACGAACGUGGAAAAAAGGAUAUCGAAAAUACAAAUACAUACAUCUAUCGUCGUAAACGGUCGGAAGAUGGCCGAGAAUCUUAAGGGUCGGCUGUGCGUCGUAAGAUCGAGUUGCAAAAAAAAAGAAAGAUGGAUGGGGGAACGUAAAAAAGUAAAUAAAAAUACAAAUCUAAACCGCGACUGUGAUUCUUUUGGAGUGACUCUCUUAUGCGAGGGUCCGAUGUUUUGAUCCUGAAGGGGAGCACGGUUCCGAGAAGAAAUUUUGUUCCUCUCCUUUUUUGUUUCGUUGGACUUCUUUUUUAACGAACGUUGUUACCGAUUAUACUCUUUUUUGCCUUUCGAAAGAUCGAGGGAUACGAAGAGGCGUGUGCGACGAUGACGAUGACAAAGAGAAGAAAAAGAAGGUGAAAAAGAAAGGCUAAAGGAAUCGUGCUCUCGCAUAAACUUGUACGCUAAAAAUGUCUUGUCGACUAUUAGUUGUUAGCCUUUCAUCGUCGAGACUCUUAGAGUGCGUGCGAUGCUUUCAUAGGGUACGUAAGUGAGAGCGUGUAAAUAUAUAGAAGAAAGCGUGUGCAUUACGCUGUAUCAGUGAUGAUGUGCGCUAAUGAAGUAAACGAUUGACGAGGGUGUUACAGAGAGAAAGAGAGAGAGAGAGAGAGAGAGAGAGAGAACGAAAGAUAGAGAGAAAGAGAGAGAGAGAGAGAGAGAGAGAGAGAAAGAGCGCGAAAGAUAGAGUAAGAGAGAGAGAGAGAGAGAGAAAGUGGGUACGUUUAUGCGUCGAGUUGUGUUGCGUAUCGUGAGCAAUGAACGAACGAGAGAUGAGCGAGAGAGAAAAAAAAUAAAAAAAAGGAGAUAGUUGGCUCGUGAUUCGCCGUGAACCGCGACGUCGAAGGUCGUCGUGACGUGUAAACAAAAAUACGAAAAUUCCUAUGGGGGAAGAGAGGAGUUAAAUAAAGAUUAAAUGAAAUAUACAUUUUCUAUCGUUGCGAGAUAAAUACGGGGAACUGUACACGAAAUAGCGAUUUUUUAAUUGUCAUCUUUCUUUCAUCUUAUUAUUAACGUUUUAUAUAGAAAAGAACCGAGAACGCGUUGAUAUUAAUUACAUUAAAUUAUAUUUUACAUAUUUAAAGAGUGAUAUUAAACAAUUAUUUUAAGAAGAAUCUUGAGACGCCAUAAUUACCGUUCUUCACCAUUCGCCACGAUAUCAUUUUACGUACGAAACACGAGUCCAAUAUAUCCAGAAAGAUAAAAAAAAAAAGAAAAAAAAAAAAAAAGAAAAAUUAUCGACAUCGUACGGAAAUGGUUCGCUCUAACCUUCACCUUGAUAUUUUUUCGUCCAUAAUUUGUUCUCUACCAUUUCCGUAUCGAUCGUCGGAGGAUGGAAAAAUGAAAAUCGCGAAGAUGCAAAAAAAAAAAAAUUCCAAAAAUAAAUGAGAGGAGAAAUGAGUGAAUGGGUGUUUUAUGCGGUGCAACAGAGAAUGAAGAAUGAUGUUGAUAGUGAUGAUGCCGAUCGAUGAUCGGAUUAAGAUUAUAAUUGCGAAUGUGAAAAUUCAUGAGCGAUGAUGAUAAACGUGGGCUGAAGUAUAAUAAAUGAAAUCGAUGAAUGAA